Messenger RNA from Gopherus evgoodei (Goodes thornscrub tortoise), 1129 nucleotides. It is a transcript of the gene BLVRB, whose product is annotated as biliverdin reductase B. The coding region runs from base 52 to 681 and encodes 209 amino acids. NCBI's taxonomy places the organism in Eukaryota, Metazoa, Chordata, Testudines, Testudinidae. The record is from RefSeq and is a predicted model, not a curated record. The transcript is spliced from 5 exons.
CUCUCCCCGCACGGGGAGUCGGGAGCCGGAGCCGGAGCGGAGCCGCCCAGCAUGGCAGCCUGCAGGAACAUUGUCAUUUUCGGGGCCACCGGCAUGACCGGCCUGGCCACCCUGGCGCAAGCCCUGCAGGCGGGGUACCAGGUGACGGUGCUGGUGCGGGACCCAGCACGGCUGCCCCCGGAGCACCGGCCGGCGCGGGUCGUGGUGGGCGACGUGCUGAACCCGGCGGACGUGGACAAGGCGAUUGAGGGGCAGGACGCUGUCAUCAUCAUCCUGGGCACCCGCAACGACCUCAGCCCCACCACCAUGAUGUCUGAGGGCACCAGGAACAUCGUGGCUGCCAUGAAGGCCCACGGGAUCCGGAAGGUGGUCGUGUGCCUGUCGGCUUUCCUGAUGUGGGACCUGAAGAAGGUGCCACCCAAGCUCCUGCCCGUGACGGAGGAUCACAUCCGCAUGCACCAAAUCCUGCUGGAGUCGGGGCUGGACUGCGUCUCCGUCAUGCCGCCCCACAUCGCCGACGACCAGCCGCUGACCGGGGACUAUACAGUGACGGUGAACACGUCCGGCGGCGCCCGGGUCAUCUCCAAGCACGACCUCGGCCACUUCUUCCUGAAAUGCCUCACCACCUCAGAGUACGACGGGCAGAGCGUCUACCUCUCCAGGAACUACCCCAAGGUGUGAGGGCGCCGUGCUGCCCCUGCCGCUUGGAUCCAGCCGCCAGCUGCCACUUACCUGCAACCUCGCUGCCUGCUCCGGAUCCGGGGGGCUCGGCCCAGCUCCUAGCCACUACCGCAGCGCAAGUGGGGCUGGCUGGGCCCCUGGAUCGGGGGCCAAAUGAGCUAAUCUGAGUUCAGGUCUGUCCUGUCCUCCACGGCCCGUGACAGGAGAGAAAAUUCAGCCUCCAGCUCCCCAGCGUCUUUCCGCAGGUCAGUUCGCGAAGCUCCUUCGGGGCCAGCGCUCCACCCCGGCUGGAGCUGCCCUGCUCACCCCAUGGCGACCCCUUGCUGCCGAGCCCAGGCCUCGGGCUGCCUUUGCUAUUCAGCUGUGGUUUGCUUCUCGCAGGCGGCAGGAGCCUCUGCCCACCUGCCACGCAGGGACGAGUAAAGAUUUCCUAUUUUCUCAGACUGCA